Messenger RNA from Eptesicus fuscus (big brown bat), 4673 nucleotides. It is a transcript of the gene CAPN15, whose product is annotated as calpain 15. Gene Ontology annotation, cellular component: cytoplasm. The transcript has 12 exons. Gene Ontology annotation, biological process: proteolysis. The record is from RefSeq and is a predicted model, not a curated record. Lineage: Eukaryota; Metazoa; Chordata; Mammalia; Chiroptera; Vespertilionidae. The coding region runs from base 212 to 3451 and encodes 1079 amino acids. Gene Ontology annotation, molecular function: calcium-dependent cysteine-type endopeptidase activity.
GGAUAGGCUCCGGACGCGGGCCGUGUCCAGCAGGGUCUGGGCGUUUGGCGGCUUCUCCACUCAGCGCGGCAGGCCGGCGGGGCAGGGCGGCCAGUGGCAGAAGUUGUAAGUCAGUCGGCAGGGGCGAGCGGGCCGGGGGCCCUUUCCCCCAGGCCGCACGGACGGAGGAGGCGCCGCCGGGUUGCAGAGCCACACGCACUCGCCCGGGUCCAUGGCCACGGUUGGAGAGUGGUCCUGCGCGCGCUGCACCUUCCUGAACCCGGCCGGCCAGCGCCAGUGCUCCAUUUGUGAGGCCCCCCGGCACAAGCCUGAUCUCGACCAGAUCCUGCGGCUCAGCGUUGAGGAGCAGAAAUGGCCUUGCGCCCGAUGCACAUUCCGGAACUUCCUGGGCAAGGAGGCCUGCGAGGUGUGUGGCUUUGCCCCAGAGCCCGUGCCUGGCACCUCCCUGUUGCCAGUCAUCAACGGGGUCCUAUCCAAGCCGCCCACCAUCCUGGUGGAGCCCAAGGGCAGCUGCAAGGAGGAGACGGGUCCAGUGCAGACAGAAGAACUAGUGACCGUGGAGCCCGUUGCGGGUCGGCCCGAGGAGGAGGAGGGGGCAGCAGAACUUGGGAGCGGCUGGGCCUGUCCUCGCUGCACGCUGCACAACACACCCGUCGCCAGCUCCUGCUCUGCCUGUGGGGGCCCCCGGAAACUCUCGCUGCCCAGGAUUCCUCCUGAGGCUCUAGUGGUCCCUGAGGUUGUGGCCCCCGCCGGCUUCCACAUCACACCUGCCCCACCCCAGCCGGGGGAAGGUGCUGAGGCCGACCCUCCCUCUGCUGCUGACCAGGAGCCACCCCGGAUGCCACCAUUCAGCCCCUUCUUGCCCACUUUGCAGAACAACCCCGUGCCUCGCAGCCGCCGUGAGGUACCCCCCCAGCUGCAGCCACCGGUGCCUGAGGCCGCCCAGCCCUCACCCCCUGCUGGCUUCAAGGGGCCCCCCCAGAGCCCAGGGUGGACUUCAACUGGGGCCUCCCGCUUGGCAGAGCGGCUGUCAGGCAAGCGGCUGAGCGCUCUGGAGGAGGAGGAGGCUGAGGGCGGCUCUGUGCUGCGCCGCUGCAGCUCCUGCUCGGCACCCGGCCCCUCGAGCCUGUGUGAAGCCUGUGGCGCCGCUCCAGGCAGCGAUGUCAUUGACCUGGCCGGUGAUACCGUGCGCUACACGCCAGCCAGCCCCUCCAGCCCCGACUUCACCACAUGGUCGUGCGCCAAGUGCACACUCAAGAACCCCACGGUGGCCCCUAGGUGCACUGCGUGUGGCUGCUCCAAGCUACAUGGCUUCCAGGAGCACAGCGAGCCCCCUGUUCGCUGCCCUGACUGCAGCGCCGACAAGCCCAGCCUCUGCACUGCCCACAAAGCCAGCCGCCUCUUUCCUGAGGCACCCGAGCGCCCAGGCCAGUGGGCCUGCCCCGCCUGCACACUGCUCAAUGGGCCACGGGCUAAGCACUGUGCCGCCUGCCACACGCCCCAGCUCCUGGAGGCCCAGCGUCGGGGUGCUGUGCCCCUGAGGCGCAGGGAGAGUAUGCUUGUGGAGAAGCGGCGGCAGACGGAUGAGGGUGAGGCCAAGGCCCUCUGGGAGAACAUCGUGGCCUUCUGCCGGGAGAACAGCGUGAACUUCGUGGAUGACAGCUUUCCACCCGGGCCCGAGUCUGUGGGCUUCCCUGCAGGCGACAGUGUCCAGCAGCGCGUGAGACAGUGGCUGCGGCCCCACGAGAUCAACUGCUCCGUCUUCAGGGACCACAGCACCUCCUGGUCCGUGUUCCACACUCUCCGACCCUCAGACAUCCUACAGGGGCUGCUGGGCAACUGCUGGUUCCUGAGUGCUCUAGCUGUGCUGGCUGAGCGGCCUGACCUGGUUGAGCGGGUGAUGGUCACACGCAGCCUGUGCACGGAGGGCGCCUACCAGGUGCGGCUCUGCAAGGAUGGCACGUGGACGACGGUGCUGGUGGAUGACAUGCUGCCCUGCGACGAGGCCGGCUUCCUCCUCUUCUCGCAGGCCCAGCGGAAGCAGCUGUGGGUGGCCCUCAUUGAGAAGGCGCUGGCCAAGCUGCACGGCUCCUACUUUGCCCUCCAGGCAGGGCGCGCCAUCGAAGGCCUGGCCACCCUCACCGGGGCCCCCUGUGAGAGCCUGGCGCUGCAGGUCAGCUCCACUAACCCCCGAGAGGAACCCGUUGACACUGACCUCAUCUGGGCCAAAAUGCUGAGUUCUAAGGAGGCUGGGUUCCUCAUGGGCGCCUCUUGUGGGGGAGGCAACAUGAAGGUGGACGAUGCUGCGUACGAGAGCCUGGGCUUGCGCCCCCGCCACGCCUACUCCAUCCUGGAUGUCCGUGAUGUCCAGGGCUCCAGGCUCCUGCGCCUCCGGAACCCGUGGGGCCGCUUCUCCUGGAAUGGCAGCUGGUCGGAUGAGUGGCCACACUGGCCGGGGCAUCUGCGUGGGGAGCUCAUGCCGCACGGCAGCAGUGAAGGAGUCUUUUGGAUGGAGUACAGCGACUUCAUCAGGUACUUCGACUCCGUGGACAUCUGCAAAGUGCACUCGGACUGGCAGGAGGUGCGGGUGCAGGGCUGCUUCCCCAGCUCGGCCAGUGGGCCCAUCGGGGUGACAGCGCUCACCGUACUGGAGCGUGCGUCCCUGGAGUUUGCCCUCUUCCAGGAGGGUAGCAGGCGCUCGGACUCUGCUGACAGCCACCUCCUGGACCUGUGCGUCCUGGUUUUCCGAGCCUCCUUCGGCAGCGGUGGCCGCCUGAGCCUGGGCCGCCUGCUGGCCCACAGCAAGCGAGCUGUCAAGAAGUUUGUCAACUGUGACGUGAUGCUGGAGCCCGGCGAGUAUGCCGUGGUGUGCUGUGCCUUUAACCACUGGAGCCCCACCACGCCGGGCCCACUGGCCACCACACAAGCCUCCAGCCCCUCAGCAGGGGUCCCGCGCUGCUCCCUGGAGCCACCCGGCCAUGUGCUGGCUGUGUACAGCUCAAGGCUGGUCAUGGUGGAGCCCGUGGAGGCCCAGCCAACCACGCUGGCAGACGCCAUCAUCCUGCUCACGGAGAGCCGAGGGGAACGGCAUGAGGGACGUGAGGGCAUGACCUGCUACUACCUGACGCAUGGCUGGGCGGGGCUCAUCGUGGUGGUGGAGAACCGGCACCCCAAGUCCUACCUGCAUGUGCAGUGUGACUGCUCUGAUAGCUUCAACGUGGUGUCUACACGCGGCAGCCUGCGCACCCAGGACAGUGUGCCACCCCUGCACAGGCAGGUCCUGGUGAUCCUGUCCCAGCUCGAGGGCAACGCCGGCUUCUCCAUCACCCACCGCCUGGCACACCGCAAGGCAGCCCAGGCCUUCCUCAGCGACUGGACAGCCUCCAGGGGCACCCACAGCCCCCCACUCACGCCCGAGGUUGCUGGCCUGCACAUGCCCCGGCCAUUGUGACUGCCCUGCCCUCGCCUGCCUGCCUCCCCACAUGCACUUUAGGAGGGAGACCCCAACAGAAGAUGCUUGAACCAGAAUCUCAGGACCCCACCCAGGGAGCUGCAAGCCGCAGAGCAAAACUUCCCCUGGGCCUUCCUCCCUGCCCCUCCCUCCUGUCCUGGGCCUCCCAGCCGCCAAGCAGAAUACCUCCAACCCGCUUCUAGCGUGAGGGGACUGCGCCAGCUCCUCUGACCAGCCUGCCUCGAGGUCGGGCUCAGAUUGCCAGGGCUGAGGUGAGGCUGCCCUUCUCCUGUGGGCCUGGGGCCUCCUGCCUGUGUGAGGUAGCCAAGAGCUCCAUUUACAAAACCAAAUCUGGGCAGGUCAGAGGCUGGGACCCCAGGGUGAGCAGGGACCAUCCCAUCCCCCCUUGUGGGGAUCAGAGCCUGGGACCCCAGGAUGAGCAGGGACCACCCCCUUGUGGGAGUCAAAGGCCAGGACUCCAGGGUGAGCAGGGACCACCCCCUUGUUGGGGGGGAUCAGAGGCCAGUACCCCAGUGUGAACAGGGACCACCCCCUUGUGGGGGUCAGAGGCCAGUACCCCAGUGUGAGCAGGGACCACCCCUCUUGUGGGGGACAGAGGUUGGGACCCUCAGAUGAGCAGGGACCACCCCCUUGUGGGGCAUGAGCCUCCUAUCCCCAGCUUGCUUCAAGAGCCCACCUUCCCACCCCUUCGACCCCCACAAGACAAGCAGGGGUCCCUGGAAUCCCAGCAGUGUAUCCCAGGAGGCAGGUGCCUGGCGACCAUGGGCUCAGGACCAGGGAUGGGGAGGGUCCUAGCUGCCUGCCCCCUCUGGCGACACUAUGCAAUUCCUGGACCACUAGUCAGGAUCGAAGCCAUGCCCCGGGGGCUGUGGGUCAGGAGCUGCCAUUUGGUGAGGUGGUUUGUCCUCAGCACCACUGACCUCUGCCAGGAAGACCAGGGUCCAAACAGAAAUCCUUGGCCAGCCCUGUCUAGGCACACACAGGGAGGUUGUGGCUCUUCCCAGCGCCUCCCCUGCCUCAAGCCCAGGUUGCUGGGCUGCCUCCCAGCCGUCCGCCCCCAUGGCUGCUCAAAGCCCUGCACCUGCCUGUGGACAUGAGGCCAGCUUCCGGGGGCCACCUGGCCUCUCUGCCCUCCCGCCCCAGGCAGUGGGCGGCUCUGCCCACCGCCCCUCACUUCCCUGGGGCUUGCGGGGGGGGGGGG